Molecule: messenger RNA, 2050 nt
Organism: Marchantia polymorpha subsp. ruderalis
Lineage: Eukaryota; Viridiplantae; Streptophyta; Marchantiopsida; Marchantiales; Marchantiaceae
Source: the annotation of a GenBank genome assembly
GGAGCCCGGAGGGCUGGCAGGGUGUUGUGCACCAUGGGUUUCAGCUCGUCGGACAGAGUGCCCAGCUUGUUUGUCGGGACUCAAGUAUUGAUACCAUCUGUGGUUCCUUCUACAGCUUCAAAUCGGUCGUGUACGUGAGAUCAAUUGGGAGAUCCGAGCCCGUGCGGUUCGACGGGACGCAUUGAGAGAUCGAUGAAUUGGAAGGAGUAAGCAAGCUGGUGGAGCAGAAGUGCUCGCAGGAGCAGAUUCGAGCUCGGGUUGUGCGGAGAAUUGUUCAGAAGGGACGUCGACCUGCGCAGAUUGCCGGGGUGGGGAGGAAGCAUGGAGCCUGCGGAUAUAUUUCGGCCAAUUCUGCGCGGGUGGAGCUUGCCGCUGCUCAUCUUUGCCGUGGGCUACGUGCUCAUGGGCAUGCCCCGCAUGGACAAUCAGGUUAGAGAGGGAUGCAGUCUCCUGAACCAUGAUCACUUCGUCGUCUACAGCAGGCGCGUUGUUACACCAAACGGAGUUUAUCCCGCCUCAGUUGAGGUCAAUGAAGGACGAAUUGUAUCUGUAAUUAGAAGACGUGAAGCACCGAAGAAGGGAGAAGGAGAAGUACACGUGCUCAAUUAUGAAAACGCCGUUAUCAUGCCUGGUUUGGUUGAUGUCCAUGUACAUCUUGAUGAGCCAGGCAGGGCAGAGUGGGAAGGAUUCAAAACGGGUACGAGGGCGGCAGCUGCCGGAGGGAUAACAACUCUUGUUGAUAUGCCGUUGAAUAAUUUUCCGUCGACAACGACUAAGGAAUAUUUUAAGAUGAAGAAAGACGCAGCUAAGGGAAAUAUUUCUGUUGACGUCGGUUUCUGGGGAGGUCUCGUGCCAGAGAAUGCCGCAAACUUGACAAUCCUGGAUGAGCUUCUUAGCUCUGGUGCCUUAGGUCUGAAGUCUUUCAUGUGUCCUUCAGGUAUCAAUGACUUUCCAAUGACCACAGCAAGUCACAUCCAGGAUGCACUACCAGUACUGGCAAAAUAUGGUCGUCCGAUUUUGGUGCAUGCAGAAGUUGAACAGCCUCUCGAGGAUAUCCCUCUCCUUGCAAAUGGAGUGGAAGGUUUGAGUCAAGAUUCCCGAAGACUUUACUCUACUUACCUUAGCACAAGACCUCCCACAUGGGAGCAAGAGGCAGUAAGGCAACUUCUGGAGGUUGCAAAAGAUACGAAGACUGGAGGUCGAGCUGAAGGGGCUCAUGUGCACGUCGUACACCUCUCUGAUGCUGGGGACACACUUCAGUUCAUCAAGAAAGCGAAGGAAGAAGGUCUCCAUGUUUCUGUCGAGACUUGCCCACACUAUCUAGCCUUUGCCUCGGAGGAGAUAGGGGAAGGAGAUACUCGCUUUAAGUGUGCUCCACCUGUACGAAAUGCAGUGAACCGUGAAAAACUAUGGGAAGCUCUGAAGGACGGAUCAAUUGACAUGCUGAGCUCAGAUCAUUCACCAGCUCCCCCAGAAAUGAAAGAGUUUGAGUCAGGGGAUUUCCUGAAGGCAUGGGGAGGAAUAUCUUCCCUUCAGUUUAUGCUACCCGUGACGUGGACAGCCGGCAGAUCUCACGGUGUCACUCUGGAGCAAAUGUCUCGGUGGUGGAGUAGUAAUCCUGCCAAAUUGGCCAACUUGGAUAGAAAGGGUUCCAUUCAAUUCGGUAAGGAUGCAGACUUGGUGAUUUGGGAUCCAGAGGAAUCAUAUGUCAUCGAUGAGAAUCAUACCAUCUAUCAUAGGCAUAAGGCAACACCUUAUGCUGGAUGGACAUUAUCUGGGAGAGUAAUCACAACCUUCGUUCGAGGACAACAGGUUUUCCGGGAAGGGGAGUUUUCGGAAAAGCGAUGUGGAAUGCGACUCUUUGCUCUGUAGAUGUAGAUACAGUUGUACAGAAUUGUAUAAAGUUCUGAAGCUCUCGAACAUCUCCGCGAUGAAACUUCAAGAAGAUCGGGUUGUUUUUGGGAUGUAUAUUCCAAGUCAUGUACAUGUAUUACUCUCUCAGCAACGAAGCGGACGAUCUUCCAUGAAUCUGAAUGUUGUUAAUUCCUCC